Cinclus cinclus is the source of this 2482-nucleotide messenger RNA. It is a transcript of the gene ACSBG1, whose product is annotated as acyl-CoA synthetase bubblegum family member 1. Gene Ontology annotation, molecular function: long-chain fatty acid-CoA ligase activity. Bases 328 to 2175 code for a protein of 615 amino acids. Gene Ontology annotation, cellular component: endoplasmic reticulum; membrane. The transcript has 14 exons. The record is from RefSeq and is a predicted model, not a curated record. Lineage: Eukaryota; Metazoa; Chordata; Aves; Passeriformes; Cinclidae.
UCACCUUGUCACUUUUUACUUGCACAGUAUCCAAUUUGUGUGUGAGCGACAGCAGGAAAACCAGCAGAGAAUUUCUGUUCUCUGCAAGGAGGCAGGACUGGACUGAGAAUGGGGAGCCUCUUUGAUUUAACCACCAGAGGACUCUGCUUCUGAAACAGAACCUUUACAGAUGCACAGACUGUCUGCAGGGAUCUGCUGCCUCAUUCACAGGAGACCCAGGGUGAAGGCCUAGAGCCAGCAGAGUCCCUGUGGACUUCUUUUGCUGAUGGCAGAGUCAAACUGAGAAUAGAUAACUCAUGCCCACAGACUCCCAUAACAGUUCAUCAGAUGUUCAAGGAGAGCCUGGAAAAAUAUGGAUCCUUGAAUGCUUUGGCCAGCAAAAGGAAUGGAAAAUGGGAGAAAAUAACUUUUGCAGAAUAUUAUUGCCUCUCUAGGAAAGUGGCCAAGAGCUUCUUGAAGCUUGGUCUUGAACGAUUCCAUAGCGUAGCAAUCCUUGGAUUUAAUUCUCCAGAAUGGUUCAUCUCAGCUGUUGGAGCUGUUUUUGCUGGAGGAAUUGUCACAGGAAUAUAUACAACUAAUUCUCCAGAGGCCUGUUACUACAUGGUUAAUGACAGCAGGACUGAUAUCAUGGUUGUGGAAAAUCAGAAACAGCUGGACAAGAUCAUGCAGAUCUGGAAUCGCUUGCCACACUUGAAGGCUGUGGUGCUGUAUAAGGACUCCAUUGCAGAGAGACAUCCAAAUUUGUACACGAUGGAAGAGUUUCUGGAGCUGGGAGGUGACGUGUCUGAUAGCACUUUGGAUGACAUUAUUAACUCCCAAAAGCCGAAUCAGUGCUGUGUUCUGAUAUACACCUCUGGGACAACUGGGAAGCCAAAAGGAGCCAUGCUGAGUCAUGACAAUAUAACUUGGACAUCAGCCCAUUGCAGCAGAGCAGGAGGUAUGCAACCUGCAGAGGUGCAGCAGGAGUCUAUAGUCAGUUAUCUCCCCCUCAGCCACGUAGCUGCUCAGAUGUAUGAUCUGUGGACUGGAAUCAAAUGGGGAGAGCAAGUUUACUUUGCUGAGCCAGACGCUCUAAAGGGCAGCUUGAUCAACACACUAAAAGAAGUGCAGCCAACAUCUCACAUGGGAGUUCCCCGAAUAUGGGAGAAAAUCAUGGAGAAGUUUCAGGAUGCUUCUGCUCAGUCAGGAUUUAUGAAGAAGAAAAUGCUGUCCUGGGCUAUGUCACUUAGCUUAGAGAGGCACCUGAUGGGCUCAAAUAGCAGUGGUCUCCAGCAGCUCUGGACAAGAUUAGCAGACUACUUAGUGCUUGCAAAAAUCCGCAGUGCCCUGGGGCUCUCUUCCUGUCAGAAGCACUUUUCUGGCGCUGCUCCUCUCAAUACAGAAACACUGGAUUUUUUCCUGGGUCUGAACAUCACCCUGUAUGAGGCCUAUGGCAUGAGUGAGACCACAGGCCCACAUUGCCUGUCUGGGCCUUACAUUUACAGGCAGCACAGCUGUGGUAAACCACCACCUGGAUGCAGAGUGAAACUGGUGGACAAAGAUGCAGAAGGCAAUGGAGAAAUCUGUUUCUGGGGAAGGACUGUUUUCAUGGGUUAUUUAAAUAUGGAAGACAGAACAAAAGAAACCUUUGAUGAGGAGGGGUGGCUGCAUUCUGGAGAUUUAGGAAAGCUAGACAAGGAUGGCUUUCUCUAUGUCACUGGAAGAAUUAAAGAUUUGAUUAUUACAGCUGGAGGUGAAAACGUGCCUCCGAUUCCAAUCGAAGAUGCUGUUAAAAAAGAACUCCCAAUUGUUAGUAACGCUAUGGUGAUUGGAGAUAAGAAGAAGUUUUUGUCAAUGUUCCUGACCCUAAAGAGUGUGCUGGACCCAGAUACAUCUGAUCCUACUGACAUUCUCACAGAGCAAGCCAGAGACUUCUGCCAAAGGAGUGGCAGUAAUGCCACCAGAGUGUCCGAGAUUGUAGCCACAAGAGACCAAGCGAUCUACAGAGCCAUCCAGGAGGGAAUCAACAGAGUCAACAGCACUGCUACCAACAGGGUUCAUUGCAUUCAGAAAUGGAUCGUCCUGCCAAGAGACUUUUCCAUUUCUGGUGGGGAACUAGGUCCCACAAUGAAGCUGAAGCGGCUCGCUGUGCUCGAGAAAUACCGAAAUGAAGUAGACUCCUUCUAUAAAGAAUAAAAAGUGUUUCCUCCAACCAUUAAGACCUGUAAGAAAAAGGAAGUAUUUUCUCAUCAAAAGCAUUAACAAAGAUUUAUGGUUUGAGUUUGUAGUCUAUUGAACCAAACCUCUAGAAAGCUGCUGUCAAUUUAGUUGUUCUUGAUACUCACCUGAUCAUUUGUCUUCUUUUUACAGGAGCCUCUACAGUGUGUCCAUUCUCUAAUACUGCUUUUACUUUGACCUAAAUGACCUAAAACAUCCUUCUAUGUCGUAUAAAGCAGAUAUAACUAAUUCCUCUAGAUUGAAACAUAAAGUUUUCUAUACAGUC